Molecule: messenger RNA, 1633 nt
Organism: Brachypodium distachyon (stiff brome)
Lineage: Eukaryota; Viridiplantae; Streptophyta; Magnoliopsida; Poales; Poaceae
Product: receptor-like cytoplasmic kinase 176
Exons: 6
Coding region: 206-1324 (372 amino acids)
Biological process (GO): protein phosphorylation
Molecular function (GO): ATP binding; protein kinase activity
Source: RefSeq, a predicted model, not a curated record
UCCCCCACCACCCUCGCUCGCAGGCAGCCCAGCGCAGCAAUGAUAGAUCUUCCAACCUAGCAAGAGCAAAGCGAGGAAAGGAAAAGAAUGACACCACCACACAUACCAGCAGCAGCCGUCGCCACUUCUUCUAGCCCCUAGAAACCUUCUACUCCUAUCAAAGACGGGCUGUGGAGUUUGACGGGCGGGUGUCGUUGCUCUCCUGAUGGGGAACUGUGCCGGCGUGCAGGGGAACGCCGAGAUCAACCCGUCCUUCAGCGCUCCCAACUCCUCAGGGACUAACUCCAAGAACAGCAGCAAGAAUGCGACUGAUACCAACACCUUCAGUAAGGGUUCUUCGUCGUCGGUGCCACCGACUCCUCGGAGCGAGAAGGAGAUCCUGCAGUCCUCGAAUCUCCGGAAGUUCACCUUCAGUGAGCUGAAAGGGUCCACAAGGAACUUCCGGCCGGACAGCUUGCUGGGGGAAGGGGGCUUCGGCUCCGUGUUCAAGGGAUGGAUGGAUGAGCGCACGCUCACGCCUGUCAAGCCGGGCACCGGGAUGAUCGUCGCCGUGAAGAAGCUCAAGCUGGACAGCUUCCAGGGGCACAAGGAAUGGCUGGCUGAGGUCAAUUACCUGGGUCAGCUAUCACACCCCAAUCUUGUGAAGCUCAUUGGGUACUGCCUGGAGGACGAACAGCGGCUUCUCGUGUAUGAGUUCAUGCCGAGGGGCAGCCUGGAGCACCAUCUUUUCAGGAGAGCUCCACACUUCCAACCCCUCUCAUGGAAUUUACGGAUGAAGGUUGCGCUUGAGGCCGCCAGGGGACUCGCUUUCCUGCAUAGCGAUGAGGCUAAAGUCAUAUACCGUGAUUUCAAGACCUCUAAUGUUCUUCUUGACUCGGAAUAUAAUGCAAAACUCUCUGAUUUUGGCUUGGCAAAAGAUGGCCCAAGUGGUGAUAAAAGUCAUGUUUCUACAAGGGUCAUGGGGACUCAAGGAUAUGCUGCCCCCGAAUAUCUCGCUACAGGCCAUUUGACCGCGAAGAGCGAUGUCUACACUUAUGGUGUUGUUCUUCUGGAGUUGCUGACCGGGCAGCGUGCCCUGGACAAGAACCGCCCUCCUGGACAGCAUAACCUGGUGGAGUGGGCAAGACCUUAUAUCAACAGCAAGAGGAGGGUCAUCCAUGUCCUGGACCCACGGUUGGGUUCACAAUACUCGCUCCCGGCAGCCCAGAAGACGGCGUCGCUUGCGCUGCAGUGCCUGUCGAUGGAUGCACGGUGCAGGCCAGACAUGGAUCAGGUUGUGACCGCUCUGGAAAAGCUUCAGGAGACGAAAAAAACAGGCAAGUAGGGGAUUGCUGCUGUUUACAAGUGUCUGUAACCUCUCUGGAGCAGCGUCCUCUCCUUGUAAACAAACACCUCAGGGAGUAGAAACAGUGAACAGAUGCCGGACUUGAGGGGAAGACUUGUUUUUGGACCUGCCAAGAAGAGAAUGUAUGAUAUAUGUCGCCUUGUGUACAGCUAGCUGUUAGCCCGUGACUUUGCUGUCAGCCUGCCACAUGUUUUAUAUUUGCAGUACAUCAGCUUUGUAUUACAAGUUUGUUUGAAGUAUAUUGUCACAAAUCGCUCAAUUAUUGGAGAUGCAUACAGUGCGUGUUAA